Colletotrichum abscissum is the source of this 402-nucleotide messenger RNA. RefSeq lists its product as uncharacterized. NCBI's taxonomy places the organism in Eukaryota, Fungi, Ascomycota, Sordariomycetes, Glomerellales, Glomerellaceae. The record is from RefSeq and is a predicted model, not a curated record. The coding region runs from base 1 to 402 and encodes 133 amino acids. The transcript has a single exon.
AUGGUUUCAAUCUUCAUCCACCUUGUUCUCUCGAUACAGUGUAGGCACCUCCAUUGCAGUGCCCUUCUCUGUGCUGUAAUUAGUCGACUGAGCUUGCCUGCCCUGUGCCUGCUGGCUGCACCUGCCGCUUCGACCCCACUAUGUUCCCUUUUCUCCCCUCCCCUCGCUUGCCUGCGGCUUGGCCCUUCUGCGUUGGCCUGUGCUGGGAGAGAAGAACCCUGGAAUUGGAUUGGAAUGGACGGAUCGAGUGAAUUGGAUAUUGCUGUGGACGUGGUCAGGCUCUCGGGGCUCGGGGACUCUGGCAAAUGGGCCCCCAGGGCAUGGGCGUGUUCCCAUUUGGCGGGAAGGGAAGAGAAAUGGGGGCGCUGGGCUGGGCUAGGCUCUCCAUCAUCAUUAUUUUAG